Dreissena polymorpha is the source of this 2640-nucleotide messenger RNA. RefSeq lists its product as uncharacterized. The transcript has 6 exons. Bases 205 to 1926 code for a protein of 573 amino acids. Gene Ontology annotation, cellular component: membrane; extracellular region. NCBI's taxonomy places the organism in Eukaryota, Metazoa, Mollusca, Bivalvia, Myida, Dreissenidae. The record is from RefSeq and is a predicted model, not a curated record. Gene Ontology annotation, molecular function: lipid binding. Gene Ontology annotation, biological process: lipid transport; lipoprotein metabolic process.
UGUAUGCAUACCAUUCAGCUAAUAUUUGAACGGCUUUAUUGGUUUACAUUUACUUGAACGGCUUUAACGGUUCGCAUUACCGUCGCGUGAAGUAAUUCCAAUACUGGUUCAUUUUUUGAUUACCUUUACAAGGCAAUUUUCCUCUUAUAAGUGUUCGUAUUUUAUCUUUUAAAGGUGAACGUUACAUUUUGGAAACAGUAAAACAUGGCAGGCGAAGACAGUUUGUCAAAGAUUGCAACCUUCAUCCAAGAAGGGAAGGCACUGAGAUGUCUAAUGAAAGGUUCACGACCAGAGGAGCCUGUGCUACCCGAUAUAUUUACAUGGAUUAGUCACGAGCUGUUUGAUGACAUCGAAAAUAAACCGAUUGCUCUUCGGCAUGCAGUAAAAGAACACAUUUUUACAAGCCGUAAAGACAUUACAGAAGUACUCCUAAAUUUAUUUACCGGAUCUGGACCGAAUGCUAACAAGCAAGAAGAUCUUCAAAAACAAGUGCUCGACCCAAAUUAUGACAACGCAAAUUCUGCAAUAUAUUUCUAUUGCCUUGCAACGUUUUGUGACAUUGACAUUUAUGUCGUGACAUCGGAGGGUGGUGACAAGUGUAAAUGGAAUGAAUACAAGUCAUUGAAAUUACUGAACAUUAAACAAGAAAUUAAGUACAGAGACAAAACACACACAUUUGAUGUCAGCAUGAAUAGAAAACCCGGCUUCCUGAUGACGUACAUGCAUGUGGAUUUAAAUGGGCCGCAUAUGUAUAUAAUACGACCAACAUCAUCCGCUCGACCUCAGCGACCGGAAUGCAAAGGAUUGGUAGAGCUGGCUGCACGGCAUUUGAAAUGCACUCCACUAGAUCAAAUUGCAAUGCCAGAAUCCCUGAUUGAUGAUGUUCAAAAGCAUGUCAAUCGGUUACCGCCAUGUAACAAGCGCAUCCGCUACUGGGCUGAAGAAUACUGUAUUGCAACAGACUGCUGGGAUAUUUAUGAAACGACAAUCGAGGUACCCAAUGAAGACUCCUGGCGUAGAUUAACAGCUCCACGGUCCGAUGAGACACUCCGUCUGAAGUUAAUAAAACAUUUGUCAGACUGUUCAAAGGAACAGGUCUUAAUAUUCUGCAAGGUCCUUUUAAGGCGCUUCGAAUUUGUAACUCUGACGAUUCUGAGUGACCGGUUUGACUCAUUUGAUAAUCCAUUCAAACAUAAAUACGCAGUUUUAAACAAGUUUGAGACGGAAUUAGAGAAGUUCAAUAAAGCGAUUUCUUUUGGGGCACUACCUUCCGAAUUGCAAGAAAGAAAGGGGAAAGUCAACAACGCAGUCAUUGGUACAUCCGUUUCCGGCAUCGUAGGAGGUGUUCUCGGAGUUGUUGGUCUUGCUCUUAUUCCAGUAACGUUCGGAGUAUCCUUAGGUUUAACCAUUGCCGGUGGUGUGAUUGGUGCCUCAAGCGGAAUAGUGCAAGGCGGUUUCCGCGUUCAUGAAGCUGUUAUGCAGAACCAAUCAACGGCUGUAAUUAAGGAAAACAUGGAAAAGAUAAGAAGUGACUUUGAACAAGCGCUUACAGAUUUCCCGAAAGAAUUCAACCUUGACGCCAUUGGAAACAAAGGUCCUGAUAGUCCUGGUUUGAACAUUCGAGGUAGUAUGUCGGUCGGAUCGAUUUUGAGGUCAGUACAUAGCGCUAUUGGGAUAGGUCUUGCUGCUGCUAGAGUCGGAACAUCCGUUGCCACGGCAGCAGCAGCGAUUCUUGCUCCUGUCAGUCUUGUAGUUGACGGAGGCUUCAUGGCGGAAGCGAUCUACAGCAAAACAACUGGUAGUUACACCGAAGCCGGGAGAAAACUUGAAUGUUUACGAGCUUUUCAGACUGUGGUUAUUGCUACAUACAUGGGAAAUGCGGACUUUGGCACAAAAAUUGUGGAAAGAACCAUGCAAAACGAUUAAAAGGCAAACAUAGGCCAAAAUGUCAUUAUUAACAUAAUACAUAUGACCAGUACUAAAUCUUUUCGUAAAUACAAAUGUAACAUGAUCUACAGUUCUUUCAAUAUGUAUGAAAAAAGAUUUUCCUCAAUUCGAUCAUCUCUUUUGGUCACUUUUUUACUCCUGAGUCACAUUCCUUUGCAAUAUUUAAGUACUAAUUUGUCAAUGUUAAAUUAACAUUGUAAAUGGUGUCUUCAAACAAAGUAGAUUUCACGAAACCACUUCUUUAUCAACAAAACCGUUGAAAAAAGUUAAGUUUUAAGACAUACAAUUGUUUUUCAACUGUUCAUCAUUACUGUGCUUUCACAUUAGUAUUGUAUGUUUAAGAAUAAGUUUUUAAAUAAAUGUACGUUUUUUGUAAUUGUGUAUCCCCCGUCCCAUUAUUCUUCGAUAAUUGUGUUUGGACAUAUUUCUGUAUUUUUGUACCCUAUUGAACACAGAUUUGUUUCCGAUAAUGUUAUAGGUAUGUUUAGAUGCGAUUCAUGUGACAUAUAGUAGGCUUGUGAAUGUGUUAUUUUAUUCUUUGUUAAAUGUUUGUAUUUUAUUUAAUGUUAUGAUAAUUUCUUUGAUGUAAAGCCUUAUAUUUGAAAUGUUCGGAUACUACAUUAGUUUUAAUACAAAUUGUACAUAUAUUACUAAAAUGAACAACAUAACAUCUGCAAUAAACCAUUGUUUUAG